AUGUAUGGUAAUAAAAUUACAUGUGACGUUGAACUGGAAGGUACUCAAAGUUUCAAUGACUACAUUCGACAAAAUUCUGAAUCUAUUAAUUUUUUAAGUAUAUUCAGCUCACCCAAUAUGCCACCAAAAAAGAGUGCACAAAAUGAAACAACAUUGGCGAGGUUAGUGAAAGAGUUACUCAGCGAUUACGAACAAAGAGCUAAUUAUUAUAAAACGACAGUGUGUAACUCAGUCAAAUUAUGUUUUAGAAAAGCUGUAGAAGAAGAUCAUCCUGUAACAAGACUUCUAGUUGAUCCGCAAGAUCGUAAAACUGUUGAGUAUUGGAUUGACGACAAACUACGUGAUGUUUUCAGCAAUGUUGGCGGUGAUGAUAAAAAAAGAACCACACAAAAAAAGAACAUUAACAAAAAGCAGUUGAAAGAAGAUAAACCACUGGUAAAACUUUUACCACUGAUUGAAACGAUACGAGCAAAAAGGUAUACAACAGUACAAGAAAUAUUAAUAUGGGAUUGUUAUAUUGAAAAUGAUGAUAUGGUUGCAUUAACUGGUUUGUUCAAUAAAGAAUGUUAUCUUAUUACACGUAUUGAAUUAAUCGACUGUUUUCUUGACACGGAAUGCAUUCGAUUGUUAGUGGCUAAUAUUGCUAUCUCUAAAAUACUACGUGAAUUAUCCUUGGAUUUUAAUGAAAUUGGUGAACAAGGUUGUUGUAUAUUAUGUGAUGGUUUAGUUAGAAAUCAAUAUCUUACUUAUUUAAGCCUAAGAUUUUGUGGUCUGACUAAACAAUGUGGUUUGUGGCUUGGAAAUGUAAUUGCAGAAACAGCUAUAAGAGAGCUUAUUCUUGACGGGAAUUCUUUAGAAGCUGAAGGAACUAUAGCUUUAAUUAGUAGAAUUUCUGAUGCUGCAGAGAAAGAAGGAUUUGAACGUACUGAAGAGAUAAGAAGAAAAAAAUUAGUUGCAGAGGAAUCUAAAAGUCGAGGUCGAGCGAAAGUGAAGGACUUAAAUGUUCUAGAAGCGGAUCAUGAUGAUAUUAUCGAUCUAGCAACCCCUACAUCAAUAAAGAAAACCUCUGCAAAAAGUGAUAAGAAUAAAUCAUCUAAAAGACGAAAACGUGGUAGAAAGAAUAAAAGCAAGCCAUUAUUUCCUCCUUCUGGUCCACAAAUAGCAGUUUUGAAAUUAGCCGAUAAUGAAAUUAAUCAUUAUGGUCAAGAAGGAAAUUUUAAUACAGUUAGAUGUAUGCAAUUAUUAAAAAGUAUCAUUUCACAUAGUAAGGAUUUGCAAGAAGUUGAUUUGUUUGCUAAUGAUAUUGGUGAUCUUGCUGCUAGACAAAUUUUAGAAGGGAUACUGUGUCGUAAAGAUGCUAAAUUACCACAAAUCGGUGUACGUUUAGGUCACCGUAUUAAUCAAGACACAUUUGAUAUGGUACGUAAAUUAGCAUCCGGUCCAAAGAAGAAAAAGGUUAGAGGAAAAAAAAGAAAGUAG
Schistosoma intercalatum is the source of this 1479-nucleotide messenger RNA. NCBI's taxonomy places the organism in Eukaryota, Metazoa, Platyhelminthes, Trematoda, Strigeidida, Schistosomatidae. The record is from the annotation of a GenBank genome assembly.